Messenger RNA from Staurois parvus, 366 nucleotides. The record is from the annotation of a GenBank genome assembly. NCBI's taxonomy places the organism in Eukaryota, Metazoa, Chordata, Amphibia, Anura, Ranidae.
CUAGGAAUGCAGACGACUUCUACAAACAUUUGUGAAAGAAUGGGUCAAUCUCAGGAGCUCAGUGAAUUCAAGCGUGGUACCGUGAUAGGUUGCCACCUGUGCAAUAAGUCCAUCUGUGACAUUUCCUGGCUACUAAAUAUUCCACGGUCAACUGUUAGUGGUCUUAUAACAAAGUGGAAGCGACUUGGAAUAACAGCAACUCAGCCACGAAGUGAGCGGGGUCAGCACAUGCUGGAGUGCACAGUAUGCAGAAGUUGCCAACUGCCUGCAGAGUAAGUAGCUAAAGACCUCCAAACUUCAUUUGGCCUUCAGAUUAGCACAACAACAGUACAUAGAGAGCUUCAUAGAAUGGGUUUCAAUGACCAA